ACUUUACUCUUGAAGUGUCUCUGCUACUAAAGGAAGACUAUGCAGACACUGUUUUGAAAUGACAAAAUAAAUUUGUCUGUGCUACCUUGAGCCUGCUCAGUGGAAUUUAGGAUGGGCACGUUGGGAAUUUUUAUGAUUUCGCUUUUACUGGGACAAGUGGCAAUUAAUGGAGGGAGCAAAAAGGAAGACCAGAAAGAAGACAUUUUUAAAGAGCUGGUUGAUAUAUGGAGAAAGGGUAAAGGCUGGAGCCCCCACAAGAUACAGCCACCUGCCGAAAGAAGACAAAUUCAAGAGGAUCAACAAAUUCAAUCUAUAGUGAAGAGCAUUAUGGGAGGUCUUAAGUCUUUGGGUUCCUUGACAAGAAGUAGCCUAGGUAUACCAUCUCUAAAUAAAGCAUUUGAUCGAAACAGGCUCUCAGGAUUCCUUCAUAACAUCUCAAUGUACCUACAAGAUAUGAGCACAGAGUUAGAUGAUCAACAGAAACCCUUCAAUGAUGACCAGUUUUGGGAGAACCUACUCUAUGCUUUGCUUCAGACAGGACGGGAAACUUCAUUUGGACUUUGGGAUGGUAAAAUUCCUCCACGACCCAGUUUCAGGCUUCAAGAUCUGUUUAUGUCCUUCAGAGGCAGCCCCCAUUGGAAUGGACUUCUUGGGUUUAUACAAAGUAUUUUGACACUUGCUGAGCGCCAGCCUCAAAAACCCAUCUUGACUUUUGUUUCCCAGAACUGGAAGACCAUCAGUGCUUUGCUCGAAACUGUUCUUCAAGCUCUGGUUAGUGGGACUUACAGCCAAGCUGUCGCAGGUCUACAGGGUUUCAUCUGUGUCCUGAAAGGAAGAAAUGACUGUGCCAUCAACCUUAGCUGGCUGCAGCAGAUCCUCAGCUAUAUGGAAACCAGGAACUGGAAACCUGUGGUCAGUCUUCACCCUGUAAGUGUGGGAAAAAAUCCUAAAGAUGCUGCUCUCUCUACAGGACGCUUUCAGCCAUUCAUUGUGCCGCCUGAGGUGCUACAUCAAGAGCAACUCUUAUUAAACCAAACAAAUUCAGAGAGCAUUGCUUCUAUGCAGGCACUGCUUCUGCAGGCUUUGUCAAGGUCAAAUGCAGGAGAAAGGGCAGCACAGUUUGCAGAACAUAAUCCUGCCCUACUGCAGGGUUUAGAUAACCUCAGACGUGGACUUCUGCGCAAUGUUGGCCGCAGCGUGUAUGGUAAUUUGAGACGAAAAGUGUUGCAUAUGACCAAAGCACUGCUGGAUGAUGUAAGCACCAUGGUGGGAGAACCACAUUACAGUCACCAUGGAAGAUGUUCAGUAGGUGACCUCAGACAACUGAUUUUAUGGGGAAUUAGACACAACUUGACAUGGAAUGCUCGAGCAAUGGGUUUCCGCUCAGAGGGUUUACCCAGCAGGCCAUCUUUCAUGUCAUGCUCUUCUUCAGAUGAAAGUAAAAGGACUGUGAAACAACAGCAAUCAUCUAGAAGGUCUAGACUUCACCAGCACCAGACAUAUGUCCAUGAGCAGGGCGAUUUGUCACCAUCAGCUGAAAUUCUGGAAGCUGCUUGUAAUGCCUCUAUACCAGGUCUAACAGGGGUUUCAAAUUUUACAGUCUUUCUCUACUGUAAUCUUUUUGAGGAGAAUGAUGACUCACGGGACCCUGAAGUCAGCCAUUUUGGGAUAGACCUCCGUGAAACUUGCUCUGAUGCAGCUUGGUACCUUUCUGCUGCAGAACAAGAUUUUCUAUGGGUUCAUGUUUGCAGUGAAUUUUUUACUCAUGAAUUCAACAAGACAGUUUGUGCCAACUCUUCAUUCUGGCUGCAACAUUCCUAUCAGGUAGAAGCUACUAGGGAUUACCAGUACCUCAAUCAGACAAGCAUUGAUGAACUCUGUCUUCAGCUCUCCACAGAUGCUUCUGGGGGAAGCUCUUAUCAAGAUGCCACUGAGAACUGCUUAGCACUGCUGAGGAGCAAGAUUAUAACUGCUCAAGAUUUCAGAAGAUGUUUCCUGCCCAAUAACACAGCUCUUAUUACCUCUUUGUGCGGUAAUGAGUCUUCGCACAUACUCCAAGAUGGGAGUUGGGCAGCGGAGUACUGCUCUAAAGUCAACCCUAUUCACUCCUACACUGAGUCCAAAGAUAGGCUCUGUGACUACCCAAACUGGAAGAUAGAACAAUUUAACUUCACCACCCUUGAGUUUUGCAAAAAUACUGCAGGUCUGAAGGAUUACAUUUGCAAAAAUAUCACGCUCUACCUUAUCCUGGUUCAAAAGCAGCCUUUAUUAUUAGACUACUGCUUGAACUCUGUAGAAAAGCAGGGCCGCAAGUGUGUCCUCCAGCAACUCUUUGAAAUGCUGCCAGCCCCAUUUGAUUUUGACAGUUCUCAACUUUGUGUGAACCCCUUGCCGAUUCUACAGGAAGCAAUUACUAACCUCACCCAAUGUGAAGGAGUAGUGGACGAACGCACAGGGUGGUUAGCUACAGUUAGCUAUGUGCUUCGAGUGUUAGACUACGUGGUGGGACUCUCAGCAGGUUUGGAGGAGGGAGAAAGGGAGGUGCGACAAGGCCUGGGCCAGGCCAUUCUUCUGUCUAGCCUCCAGGAUAAUGCUUCUUUCUGGGCAACUCUACGGCCAGAUGCAUCCAUAAGUGUACUCCACUCUGUCAACAUCUUCCUUAAGAAAGAGCAAAACUCUUCCCUUAAAGAAGAUCUAUUAAGGUGUUUUAGUCCUGUCCUGUGGAACCUGAUUCCGAGGGAGGGCAAUUCUUCUGCUUUAAGAUAUUUAAUGCAGGAAUAUCUACAGAUGCCCAGGGAGAGUAUUCGCAGUGUCAUGCAGUCAGCAGAAAAAGACGCUGUAAAAAGGUUCCUUUCCCAAGUUCACCAGAGUUGGGAACAGCUUCAAGUGGAAACCGUACAGGUUUCUCCCAAGGAACAAGAGGCCAUGGAGACGAUGACAGCUGCUUUUAUCCAAAAGUUUCCAUAUGUUACACCAGAACUUUUCAUUGAUCUCUCCCAGUUCAUACCAUACAUGUCUGUCUCUGAUAUUAGGACCUUUCCUGCCUCUCUUAUGGUCAAUGAAAGCGUACUGAUGGCCAUUAGUGAUCACAGCUCUGAGAUUAAGUCCCCACAGAAACAAGCCUUUGUUAAACGGCUAUUGCAGUCUAAUGUAGCUGGAGAUGUUCCUUCAUGGCCUCCAUACCUCCUCAGCUCUAUUCUGCCCCUACUUCCACAUCUCCCAGUCAGUUACUUUCAGCAACUCACAUCUGAGCAACUUACCCCCUUGAUGGAGAUGUUGGGAAACAGCAGUCUAGAUGCCGCAAGGGGGCGGCAUGUACUUCGUACUGUUUUCAACAGGGACAACAUUACAAGUGACAGUAUAAUGAGACUAGGAGGUCUCAUAUGUUACCUAAACUCAGAGGACUUACAGCAGUUACUGUCUUCGGCAACUCUCUCAUCCACUCUAUGGCAGCAGCUGGCAAGAUGUGUAUCAGAGGGGCACAUUAGUGGAAGUGGCAGAAUAUCACACUUGCUUGGAACGGCUCUGAAAUCUUUAAAUGCCAGUGUCUUAUCUGCUUCGGCAAUGGCCUCAUUACAUGGUAUUUUGCCACAAAUGGGGGUUUCAUUUUUGGAGACACUGACCUCAGUCGAGUUACUGGAUCUUGUAAGUCUGCCGGGUAUGCCAACUUUCCCACCUGCACAGGCAUUCCGGAUACUAAACAAAAUAGUGGAGGACACAAAUUUCAGUGCCAACACGCUCUGCAUGUUGAAGCCAUUGUUUCCAGGUCUGGGGCCUUCUGUACUAAAAAAGGUGGUUGUACCGGAGUCUACUGGAACAGUGGAUUGUGAGUGCUGGUCUCCACUACUGUCUGAUUUGCAGCCCGCUCAACAAUCAAUGGUCCUUUUAGCACUCGAACAGGCUUUCGAGCGCGUAUCGGCAAAUACGACACAGCAACUCCAUUGUCUUCUACCCUUCAUUUCCUUGAAGAAAUUAAUGUUGGAUCUAGAUGGAGAGACGGUUCUUCGUCACAUAUCUCUGUAUAAGCACAUGCCCUGGUCUCAUCAACAGGCACAAAUGCUGUUCAAAACGAUUCAUCGGACCGUGAACAUCACAAGAGAAUCAAUACUAGAUUUAGGUCGUAUUGCAGGUGGAAUGACCUGUGAAUGGCUGAGGCAUUGGGUGAAUGACUCGGGCUUCACUGAAUUGUUGCAGUUUAUCACUAAAUUGCCAGGAGGACUUAGACCUGCUUUGAGGACAUGCAUCGUGGCGGAGCUAAGACAACGGCCAUACAUAGACAUAAAUAACUUGGAACCUUCGUUUGCUGCAAAUUUACCGCUGACCGUGAUGGAGCACCUGUCUAACUCCUCACUCAUAAGUGUAUUGGACCACAUUCAACAUAAUUUUAUUGAUUUUUUGCAGCUACCGCGACACAAGCAGACAGCCUUGGCUGAGAAAGCUAUGGAUGCACUUGGCAUCUCUGAAGAAGGCCUCAAUGGGGCCUCCAUGGACAUGCUUGGUCCUCUUCUGCCCUUUCUGGACAGUGAUUUGUUAGCUGAAAUUGAUAGAGACGCUUUGAAAUUGCACCUGGAGGAACUGAAACACUAUUGCCUGCCCUCUGACUCCUUCAGACAAAUAUCAGCUUUGCUAACAGAGAGGAGCAUGUUGGGGGAACCGAAAACAUGGACGGUUGGGGAUGUUGAACAUUUGGGUAGACUUGUGUUCACCCUUUCACCUCAGCAGAUAAGAUCACUACCACUGCAUGAUUUAGGUAAAGACACAAUUGAGCAGGUCCUGAUGAGCCAGUGGCUUUGGAAAGAAAGCAAAGUUGGUAAAGCAUGUUUGGACCUCAAAGAACUACGAGAAAAGAUCAACAACCUCAUUCGCAAGAUCGUUAAAGGUCGAUGGUGGACAAGAAGAGGGCCCAUCCCAAGCUGCGCAGAUAUUAAAGGAACAUUCCCGUCGGCUUGGAGGUCCUAUCAGCUGAGUAGAAUGAAGAGGAGAGAGCUGAAGGAUUGUGUUGAAUUCAUGGGUCAGGAUGGAACCCUUGAUGCUGAGCAGCGUGAAGCACUUUGGAUGGAGCUUAGACCAGUUUAUAAGCCAGUGAAGCUGCUUAAACCAGAACAAGUGCUGGAACUGGGCUGUAUAGUGACCGAGAUGGGUGAAAAAGAACUACAAGCUGUUGACUUGUCCAAUCUGGCUGUGAUAGCUCAAGUCGGCAGUCUCAAUGGAUGGAACACUAAGAAGAUGAGAGCAGCUGUUCUUGGCAUCAUGAGGCGACUUAAACGGAAACCCGAAGAACUUAGUGUGGUGGAACUUGCUUCCUUCGGACAUCUGCUCUGUGGCUUGAGUUCUUCAGAAAUUUCCCGUCUAGACCCGUUCAACCUGAGUCUGGCAACUUUGUUUCUGAGAGAGAUGGCACUGCCGUGUUCUGAGCAGCAGACCGAAGCGCUGACAUCACGUCUGUCCAAUCCUCUGGGCUUCGGUCCAGUCAGCAGCUGGGGCUCUGAGGUCUUCACUGAGAUUGGGACUUUGGCAGCUGGGCUAGAAGAUAUGCUACUGUCUGCGCUUGUAAAAGAGCAAAUAGAAGGAUUGACACCAGCCGCAAUAGCUCUGAUACCUCCAAAAAAGCUGGCUGUGGUAUUCAAUGCCCAGCAACUGUCAUGGUUGAGCUCUGAACAAGCGUGUGCCGUGACAGAGGAACAGUGGGAAGAACUUGACAGUGAGCAAAGACAAGCACUUGGCAUGGCACAGUAUGAAGGGGAACUCAUGCUUGGGCACAGAGGAAGGAAUCAGGCUCCAUCGGUGUGGUCUCCUGACAGCUUCACAAAGUGUUUUUUACUUUUCAUCUGUACAUUGUGGAAUUUGCUAUACAGAUUAUAA
Messenger RNA from Paramisgurnus dabryanus, 5862 nucleotides. Its product is annotated as stereocilin. Gene Ontology annotation, cellular component: cell surface; kinocilium; stereocilium tip. The record is from RefSeq and is a predicted model, not a curated record. Gene Ontology annotation, biological process: cell-matrix adhesion. NCBI's taxonomy places the organism in Eukaryota, Metazoa, Chordata, Actinopteri, Cypriniformes, Cobitidae.